Nicotiana attenuata is the source of this 891-nucleotide messenger RNA. Its product is annotated as heavy metal-associated isoprenylated plant protein 24-like. Lineage: Eukaryota; Viridiplantae; Streptophyta; Magnoliopsida; Solanales; Solanaceae. Gene Ontology annotation, molecular function: metal ion binding. The record is from RefSeq and is a predicted model, not a curated record. The coding region runs from base 157 to 609 and encodes 150 amino acids. The transcript has 2 exons.
CAUUCAACAUUUAAAGACAAAGAACUAAACGCUCUUUCAUCUUGUCACCUGUCACCUUGUCUUCUCAAGCAAAAUAAUUAGGGUAUCCUCUUUUCUUGCAAUACACCUGAAAGUUAUAAACUUUAUAGCUUUAUCCUUUUCUUAGUUAAGGCCAAAAUGGGAGUUGCAGGGACGUUGGAAUACUUAUCUGAAGUACUUAGCAGCGUUAAGAAACACAAGAAAAAGAAACAGAUCACUACUGUUGCUGUCAAGAUUAGAAUGGACUGUGAAGGUUGUGCUCGUAAAGUCAAGAAUGCUCUCUCCCGAGUCAAAGGCGCAAAAUCAGUGGAUGUGGAUUUAAAGCAACAGAAAGCAACAGUAACAGGAUUUGUGGAACCUAAGAAAGUGUUGAAAGCAGCACAAGCUACUGGAAAGAAGUGUGAACUGUGGCCAUAUGUGCCAUAUAGUCUGGUGGCACAUCCUUAUGUAGCUGGAGUUUAUGACAAGAAGGCUCCUCCCAAUUUUGUUAGAGCCACUAAUGAUCCAGCUGUUGCUCACCUAAAUCCAGUGGAAGAACAAUAUACUCUCAUGUUUAGUGAUGAAAAUCCAAAUGCCUGCUCCAUUAUGUAGCUAUAAUAUUAGUGCAUGUCUUAAUUCUUGUAUUUAAUUUUUCCCUUCUUCCUAAUAGAUUUGUCCUAGUUCACGAGUAGAUGAUAGAGCUGAGGGUCUAUCGGAAACGGCCUCUCUAUUUUUAUAAAAUAGGGGUAAGGUCUAGUACAUACUACCCUUCCCAGACCUCAUAUAUGGGUUUUGUUGUUGUUGUUAUUGUUGACGAGUAGCUGAUAUCAUAGGAUUCCGAAGAAACUAUCAGAAGUGUAUUUUAUUAAGGAGAAAUCGACUAUGUAUAAAGUA